GGUCGAAAGCAGCUCGCCGCCAACCAAUAGGCCAAGCCCUCGGACCCGCCACCCUCGCGGCAUUUAUUUGCCGAAAGCUAAAGCACAAGCGGAAGAAUGUCGACGAUCACCAAGGAGCAGCACGACGAACUGUGCGUGGCGUACGCCUCCAUGAUCCUGUUUGAUGCGGAGCACGAGAUCACGUCCGAGUCGAUCCAGCAGGUCGUGACUGCCUCGGGCAACGAGGUGGAGCCGUACUGGCCCACGCUCUUCGCUUCGCUGCUGUCAAAGGAGGGCAAGGCUCUGGAGCUCAUCUCCACGGGCGGAGCUGCCGCUGGCGGUGCCGCUGCCGCCUCGGGUGCUGCUGCUGGCGCCGCUGGCGCUGAGGAGGAGAAGGUUGAGGAGAAGGCCAAGGAAGAGGAAGAGGAGGCUGACCUGGGUGGCGGCAUGGACAUGUUCGGUGGCGACGAGGACUACUAAGCUAUGGUGUGCUAUAGUGAGAUCUGCAAGUAGACCCUGCCAGCCGAUUGUGACCGUCUGAUCCCGCUUUAAUUCCGUAAUGGACUCGCGCGUCUAUUCUUCCGGUGAAAAUCAAAGGCUUCAAGCCAGCGUCUUCAAUUUUAGUCCUGGUAC
Messenger RNA from Phytophthora infestans T30-4, 612 nucleotides. RefSeq lists its product as uncharacterized. Gene Ontology annotation, cellular component: ribosome; cytosolic large ribosomal subunit. The transcript is spliced from 2 exons. The record is from RefSeq and is a predicted model, not a curated record. Lineage: Eukaryota; Oomycota; Peronosporomycetes; Peronosporales; Peronosporaceae. Gene Ontology annotation, biological process: cytoplasmic translation; translational elongation. Gene Ontology annotation, molecular function: protein kinase activator activity; ribonucleoprotein complex binding; structural constituent of ribosome. The coding region runs from base 97 to 459 and encodes 120 amino acids.